Molecule: messenger RNA, 1830 nt
Organism: Thrips palmi
Lineage: Eukaryota; Metazoa; Arthropoda; Insecta; Thysanoptera; Thripidae
Product: zinc finger and SCAN domain-containing protein 31-like
Exons: 3
Coding region: 1-1161 (386 amino acids)
Biological process (GO): regulation of transcription by RNA polymerase II
Molecular function (GO): DNA-binding transcription factor activity; RNA polymerase II cis-regulatory region sequence-specific DNA binding
Source: RefSeq, a predicted model, not a curated record
AUGAGGUCUGCUCUUCAUAGUGCUUUUCUCUCGGGGCCAAUUGUCAAUGUCCGCUUCUUGGUGUAUUCCAAGAAGACAGCCCGGUUUGUUGUAUGGUCGUGUCCGUGUCCACGGCUGCCUGCGGCCCAGCCCGCCGCGAGGGCUGUGAGACUCGCCCGGCGUUGGCCGCACGUUUUGGCUGGCUGGUUUCUGAAGUCUGCCUUGCUUGCAGGUUCCGUGAAGGCGGAGGACCUGGAGGCGCCUGGAGGACGCGACUGCGGAGCGGACGAGGACGCCGGCCCUGGGGACCAAGGUGAUUGCCCCGGCCUAGAGGAGUCCUCGCAGCUUGACCUCACCAGCACCUUCUCCGUGGCCGAUGCGGGCGACGAUGCAGGGCCAGCAAAGGAGGAGUCCAAGGGGGAGCUUCAGCAGGAGCUUCAGCAGAAGCUUCAUCAGGAGCUACAGCAGGAGCUUCAGCAGGAGUCGUCCAAGCAGGAUCCUCGGCAGAAUCCUCAGCAGGGGCCUCAGCAGGAGCUUCAGCAGGAGCUUCAUCAGGAGCUUCAGCAGAAGCUUCAGCAGGAGCUUCAACUGCAGCUUCAGCAAGCAGCUCAACAGGUGCUUCAGCGGGAGCUUCAGCAAGAACCUCAGCGGGAGCUUCAGCAAGAACCUCAGCAGGAGCUUCAACAGGAGCCUCAGCAGGAACUUCAGCAGAGGCCACAGCACGAGCUGCACCAGCAGGAGCUCCACCAGGAAUCUCAGCAAGCCUUACGACCUCGGCGAGCCGUGAAGGCGGGGCCCGCUUUCAAGUGCGGGGAGUGUGGCAAGCGCUUCCAAGCCAAGGCUAACCUGCGCAGUCACCUGGUGGGGCACUGCAACAAGUCAAAGCGUCACGCCUGCAAAGUGUGCCAGAAGACAUUUUCUUCAGCUGCUCUUCUGGAGAAACACAAAGGGACACACACUGGGGAUGAGCUUCUGGAGUGCGACGUUUGUGGCAACAAGUUCGCUCGCAUGGAAAGUCUCCACGAGCAUGCGAGCCUCCACACCGGGCGCCAGCCCUUCGAGUGCCACUUGUGUGGGAAACUCUUUUAUUGGAUGCCAAGUUUAAAUCGGCACAAACUCAUCCAUACUGGGGGUCGGAGCCUGACGAGAAUGAAGCGUGUCCAAAAACGGUCUGUCAAGUGACUUUUCCUGUCACUGUUUCGUUAAUUCCGAGUUUUAGUAUUUUUCAGGCAAACUGUGAUUGUUAAUUUUUGUUUUUAUUUUUUUGUGGGGGGGGGGCGUCUGUGUUUAGUGCUUUAAUCUAAAAAUCUUAGUGUUUUUUGGAGGGAAACAUUGGACACAUCUUUGUUAACAUGGGGUAUUACAUAGUACGGGGGAAUGUAGUGACCAAUACCUUGCCCCAUUUUCAGUUGCGUAAAAGAAAGCUCUUAAUUGCAUGAUCACUUUUCGAUACAUAAUGCAAACAAUUAUUGACAAGAGGAUAAGUCGUGAUAGAAACACAUAAGAUUUUCAAUAGAAUUGCUCUAGUAUUAAUUUGACUAACGUGUGUGAAGGUCACCUCAUAAUUAACGGUUUAAACAAUUCUCAUUUGUUAAAUUUUAUGCUGUGACUUGGUCCACUUUAAUUUAGUUUUGGCACCAGCAGUUAAGAAGCCAUUAAAAUUCGAAGACACUCAAAUCAAAGUCCAAUCAACAACAAGCGGUCUUUUUCCUUUUAUUUUUGUAAUGUUUCAUUUAGUUGCUUGUAAUUAACUAUUUGUUGUCGAAUGUCGAAUAGUCUAAUGUCAACAAUUACACAGUAAUUCGUCUUUUUAAACUGUAAGUGCAAGGGCAAUAAACAUCCCAUCCAAGA